AUGGCUGGUGGUGUUUAUUGUUCAUUGUCACCUCGAGAUCCACAACAUCGUUUGCAUGCUUUCAUACAACAAACACAAAGUCGCCUUCUUUUUGUUCAUUGGCUGACAAAAAUGAAGUUUAAUGAUGAUAUUCUUUCAGCUGAUAUUCAUUCAAUACUCGCUAAUAAUAAUGUAAUGAGCGAUACUGAUUUUGAUCGACUAUCAAAAAUUAUAGUCAAACCUAAUGAUAUUGCUUUUAUCAUUUUCACAAGUGGUUCAACGGGAAUACCGAAAGCGAUUCAGUAUCGCCAUGAAAAUUUCAUUCGUUUUAUAUAUUCAUUUGGGAGUGUUACCACAUUGAAGAGCGAUGAUUUGGUUGUCCAGAUCGUUCGAUGUACUUAUGACGGUCAUCUUCGACAAAUAGUUGGUAUUUUCUUAAUUGGCGCUACAUGUGUCAUGCUACGUCCAAGAGGAAUGACCGAUUUUGAUUAUCUAGCUGAUGUGUUAUACAAUAAACAGAUUACUCAUUUCAGUACUGUACCAGUUUUACUUCAAACCUUUUUCAGUUUUCUCAUUCAGUAUAAAAGAAUAUAUGCUGUGAAAUAUCUCCGACUACUUUGUAGUGCAGGAGAAGCACUUCCUUCCAAACUGAUUGAUCUGGUUCAGGAGAUUAAUAUUCAUAAUUGUAUUUUCUGGAAUUUAUAUGGUCCCGCUGAAGCUACUAUAGUUUCUACCUUCUACAGACUACAUCCCAUGGCUAAUAGACAAAGUAUUUCAAUUGGUACACCACUUGCUAAUUACCAAUGUAUGGUUAUAAAUGAAUUUUUACAACAAUCAAUCACCAAUCAAGACGGGGAAUUGUUCAUUGGAGGUGUUGGUGUCUUUGCUGGUUAUCUUGGACGUGAUGAUUUAAC
Adineta steineri is the source of this 893-nucleotide messenger RNA. NCBI's taxonomy places the organism in Eukaryota, Metazoa, Rotifera, Eurotatoria, Adinetida, Adinetidae. The record is from the annotation of a GenBank genome assembly.